GUGCUCUCAUGCCGAGACUCCAAAUUGCAUGCCCGGCAUGCACCUAACGAUUAUCUACUAUAAGACACCUCAUCUUGCAGCCAAAGCCCGGUUAGCUCAGUCGGUAGAGCAUCAGACUUUUAAUCUGAGGGUCGCGGGUUCGAGUCCCUCAUCGGGCGGGAGCAAUUUUUUUUUUUUAAUUUCUCGGAGUUUUUUUUAUGUCAUGAAUGUUAUUUUUCCGGUGUUAUUCCAAGUGCCACGAAAAAUUCGACUCCAUACGAAGAAACACUACCGAGAGUCAACUCACUGAAAGCCAAAAUAAAGGCUUGCCAAGAAAACAGUCCCAUAUGGUUACAUUCGCGUGAGUACGAGUGCGCGGAGUGCGGUACCGUAAUACUGAUACGUAUACGGUACGGUACCAUCAUAACAACAAACGCAGACGUUCAGCAACUGUCUGUCGACGUGGACUGCUCAUUUAUGGAUGAUGAAUUGCAGAAUUCAGUGAAUUAUAUACAAGAUACAGACCUUCAGAAUCGCCGUAACAUAAAGAAAUUGAUGCAUCAUGGCAACAAAAGGAGACAGAGACCAACCAGCUGGUCAGAUGUUUGGAAGCAGAAAACAUGAGCUAAAGCUUGGAAAAAGCUUUCAAGAGGACAACAGUUGUGGAUUUCAUACUAUAAGAUAUGAUUUCAAACCAGCAUCAGUUGAUCAUUCUCGAGAGGCGGCUUUAGAUGUCGGAGAGAGCAAUGAAGUCAAUAUUACAUUUCCAAAUGUAGAGAACAAAGGUAGCACAGUAUUUGGUGGUUCUAAGAAACCAUACCAGAAAGAAUGUGUGUUAAUCUUUGAUCAUCGCACUGGUGAGUUUACACUAGAACGUCUCAGCUGUAACAUUCAAGUCAAGAGGCAGAGACAAGAGGGAACAAGCAAAGCUCAGAUGGCCCCAAGAACCCAACAAACAUCCUCCAAGAGUUCACCCAACCCUAGAUCAAACAGCCAGGUUAACAAGAAAAAGGACACUCCGAUUCACUCACCAGCAUCAGAAAGAAAAGUUGAGCGAUCACCAGCACCCCAACCAUCCCCCUUGGCCAUUUCAGAGCCUUCCCCUGCUGCUCCAGCCAGUGUACCUAGCAUCAUUGACAAAGAUGCUGACUCAUCAGAUAGUUAUAUGUCAGCCAGUGACAGUGAUGAUGAUAGUGGUAGUAGUAGCAGCGGGAGCAGCUCUAGCGACAACGAUGAUGAUGAUGAUAGGGAUACAGAGACGAAGAGGAAUGAACGAACAACAGUUUCUAGUAAAUUUUCACCAUCUCAACCAAGCCCCGCUUCAAGAUUAAUGAACGUCAGCCCUCAAAUAUUAACACUUAGUCAAGAUCUUCAGUUAAGUGAAUCUGGUAGUGACAGUGACAGUGACUGAUUCAUGGAAUUAUUUAUCAGAGAGAUCUAUCGGCUUCCAUUAAAUGUGCAAUUAUUCUUAUCAUGUUUUUGUUUAAUAGUCAAGUCCACCCCCAACAAGAAGCUGAUUUGUAGAAAAAUAGAAAAUCAAUUUAAAGUAAUAUACAAAAAAAAAAUUUCUUUGAAAUAAGAAUUUUAUGACAUUUCAAACUUUGCUUAGUUUUAUAAAGUAGUGAUAUGUACAUCAUGGGCAGUAUGCUAAUUAGGGAACUCAUGGCAUCAUAUAGUUGCAUUUCAUCAAUUGAAAAAUGAAUAAUUUUAAUUUUACCCUCGAGUGAUGUAAAACUAUUUUUCUUUCCUCAUGGAAGAUAUAAAAUCAUUAUGAUGUGGUAAAGAUCAUCUUCUUCAUCAGUCAAUCAAAUAUGAAAACUUAAAAAUAAAAAGAAGUAGUGUGUAGGUGAAAUCAUAGGGUUCCAUUUUUUGACCAGGGACCCAUUGUAUAAAUACUUUUAUCAUUGCAAGUCAUUCUGGGACCCAUUGCACAAAACUUUUGCCAUAAAAAACAAAAACAAAAUCAUGCCAUUGAAAAUUACACAUAAAAAAAUAGUUUUUUAUGGCAAAAGUUUUAUGCAACAGGUCCCUGGAUGGUCAACUUCCAUGAAAACAGUGAAAAUUCUGCUAUUUGCUUAGCUCUUCCAAGAAAAGGUGAUAUUGCAAUAAGCGUUGCUUUCAUAACAACUUUAUAUGAAAUGAGACUCAGGUUGUUAUGUUAUUGGCAACAAGCAAAACUUUCAUACAUGCAGUCGAUUU
Messenger RNA from Lytechinus variegatus (green sea urchin), 2178 nucleotides. Its product is annotated as ELL-associated factor 2-like. The record is from RefSeq and is a predicted model, not a curated record. Gene Ontology annotation, biological process: regulation of transcription elongation by RNA polymerase II; positive regulation of DNA-templated transcription. Gene Ontology annotation, cellular component: super elongation complex. The transcript has 8 exons. NCBI's taxonomy places the organism in Eukaryota, Metazoa, Echinodermata, Echinoidea, Temnopleuroida, Toxopneustidae. The coding region runs from base 542 to 1390 and encodes 282 amino acids. Gene Ontology annotation, molecular function: transcription elongation factor activity.